Molecule: messenger RNA, 1337 nt
Organism: Cimex lectularius (bed bug)
Lineage: Eukaryota; Metazoa; Arthropoda; Insecta; Hemiptera; Cimicidae
Product: protein phosphatase 1 regulatory subunit 7-like
Exons: 9
Coding region: 99-1133 (344 amino acids)
Molecular function (GO): protein binding
Source: RefSeq, a predicted model, not a curated record
GGGACAAAAGAGUCUAUCAAAGUAACCUUUCGUCCUGUUUCACCACUUCGGCUUGUUCAGUAUCAGUUUACAGAUUUUAUAUCUUUUGAACACAUAAAAUGCCAGUUAACGAUGGAACCGAGUCGUCGAAAGAAACACCCGAGGACACGGGCGACACAGAAAAAGCCGUCGAGGAAGAGGCGACUGCUGCAACAUCUGCAGUAAAGGUUGAACCAAGCACUGAAGUUUUUGCUGAUCCAAAUGAGCCCCUUGGAGAAAUAGUUGUAGAUGAUAUUGAUGCUGUGGAAUUAGAUUUGAAUUAUCAGAGGAUAGGGGAGAUAAAAAAGGGCGAAUUGGAAAAAUUGAAAUGCCUUGAAAAUUUAUAUUUGAGGUGGAAUCUUAUUAAAAAGAUUGAAAAUCUUGAAUCGCUCGUUAAUCUCACGGAGCUUGAAUUGUAUGGAAAUCAAAUAACAAAAAUUGAAGGUCUUGAAACACUUGUUAACCUCGAGAAUUUGGACCUGUCUUUCAACAGGAUCACAGAAAUUAACGGGAUUCACACACUCGUCAAUUUAAGAAAGCUAUUCCUGUCGAGCAAUAAAAUUUCUCAAAUUCAAAAUUUGGGCCAUCUUAAGAAGCUUCAACUUUUAGAAUUAGGAAAUAAUAAAAUCAGGGUAAUUGAAAAUUUAGAAGGGCUUGAUUCUCUGGAAAGCCUUUUCCUCGGGAAAAACAAAAUAAGCAAAAUCAAUAACUUGGGCCACUUAUCAAAUUUGAAACUUCUCAGCAUACAGUGCAACAGGCUCGUCAAAAUUGAAAACCUGGAUAAUCUGACUGAACUGCAAGAGCUUUAUCUCUCGGAGAAUGGUAUUGAGGUGAUAGAAGGUUUAGAAAAUAACAAGUUCUUAGAUACUCUAGAUUUGGCCACAAAUCGAAUCAGUGCUAUUGACAACUUAUCUCAUCUGGCGCAACUCCAAGAGCUAUGGUUAAAUAAAAACAAAAUAUCAGAUUGGGCUUGUGUACAAAAGUUAAACGUGAACAAGUCAUUGUCCACAAUCUACCUGGAAGCUAAUCCAGUCGCCAAAGACCCAAAUUAUCGCAGGAAAAUAAAACUCGUAGUCCCUUGGAUUAAGCAAAUUGAUGCUACUCUGGCUAAAUAAAAUUCUACAUGUUGAUCUUAGAAUUAUUUCAUUAUAUAAAAAAUUAAUCUAUGCUGAUGCUAUUUUAGUAAUUAAUUAUUGUUCUGUAUUUCUGUUUUUAUUAUUGCCUUGGUCUUUGAGGAGGGAUAUUUCGUUUUCCAUUAUUGAUUUUUUUUUUUUUUAAUUUGAUAUUUUGCCUUAUAUUUCAUGUGAUGUUCUUACUUG